Pichia membranifaciens NRRL Y-2026 is the source of this 1683-nucleotide messenger RNA. RefSeq lists its product as hypothetical. The coding region runs from base 1 to 1683 and encodes 560 amino acids. NCBI's taxonomy places the organism in Eukaryota, Fungi, Ascomycota, Pichiomycetes, Pichiales, Pichiaceae. The record is from RefSeq and is a predicted model, not a curated record. Gene Ontology annotation, molecular function: ATP binding; phosphoenolpyruvate carboxykinase (ATP) activity. Gene Ontology annotation, cellular component: cytosol. Gene Ontology annotation, biological process: gluconeogenesis. The transcript has a single exon.
AUGGCACCAACCGCUGUUGAUAUCCAGAAGGAAUACAGAGAAAACGUCUCGACCGAGCACCAGGCUCCUUUCAACAAAAACGAAAGAAAGUCCUCCAUCUCGUCCAAGCUUGGUCUGAACCCAGACGCAAAGAUCCACUACAACUCGGCCGUCCCUAUCUUGUAUGAGGACGGUUUGAAGGAAAAGGGCACUACGAUCUCCUCGUCGGGAGCCUUGAUCGCUUUCUCCGGAACAAAGACCGGUAGAUCGCCAAAGGACAAGAGAAUUGUUGACGAAGAAACCUCCUCCGAACACAUCUGGUGGGGGCCUGUCAACAAGAAGGUGGACGAAAACACAUGGAACAUCUCCAAGUCUAGAGCUAUCGACUACUUGCGUACCAGAGAGAAGGUCUACAUCAUUGAUGCUUUUGCCGGUUGGGACCCAAGGUACAGAAUCAAGGUCAGAAUCGUCUGUGCAAGAGCAUACCACGCUUUGUUCAUGAAGAACAUGUUGAUCAGACCAACUACCGAAGAAUUGAAAAACUUUGGGGAACCAGACUUCACCAUCUGGAAUGCGGGUCAGUUCCCUGCCAACGUCUACACCAAGGGUAUGACCUCCUCGACAUCGGUGGAAAUCAACUUCAAAUCCAUGGAAAUGGUCAUCUUGGGUACCGAGUACGCUGGUGAAAUGAAGAAGGGUAUCUUCACUGUCAUGUUCUACUUGAUGCCUAUCAAGCACAAGAUCUUGACCUUGCAUUCUUCCGCUAACCAAGGUGUGAAAGAAGGUGACGUGACGUUGUUUUUUGGUCUUUCCGGUACGGGUAAGACGACUUUAUCUGCUGAUCCUCACAGAGAAUUGAUUGGUGAUGAUGAACACUGCUGGUCUGACCACGGUGUUUUCAACAUUGAAGGUGGUUGUUACGCCAAAUGUUUGGACCUUUCUGCCGAAAGAGAACCAGAGAUUUAUAACGCCAUCAGAUUCGGUUCUGUUUUGGAAAAUGUCAUCUACGACCCAGUCACCAGAUCCGUCGAUUACGGUGCUGCUAGUAUCACUGAAAACACAAGAUGUGCAUACCCAAUCGAAUUCAUUCCAUCCGCCAAGAUUCCAUGUCUUGCCGACUCCCAUCCAAAGAACAUCAUUUUGUUAACAUGUGAUGCUAGAGGUGUCUUGCCUCCAGUCUCAAAGCUGACGAAUUCCCAAGUCAUGUACCAUUUCAUCUCUGGUUACACCUCCAAAAUGGCAGGUACUGAAGUCGGUGUCACAGAGCCAGAAGCAACCUUCUCUGCUUGUUUUGGUCAACCUUUCUUGGUGUUACACCCAAUGAAAUACGCCCAACAAUUGUCUGAUAAAAUGGCCGAACAUAACUCCAAUGCUUGGUUAUUGAACACUGGUUGGUGUGGACAAUCAUACGUCAAGGGUGGUAAGAGAUGCCCAUUGAAGUACACUAGAGCUAUCUUGGAUUCUAUCCACUCUGGAGAAUUGGCUCAAUCUGAAUUUGAAACUUAUCCAACUUUCGGAUUACAAAUUCCAAAGUCUUGUCCAGGUGUCCCUUCGGAAAUCUUAAACCCAUCGAAGUUCUGGGCAAGUGGUUCCCAAGAUUUCAACUCAGAAGUUACUAAUUUGGCACAAUUAUUCAUGGAAAACUUUGAAAAGUACUCUGCAGGAUGUACCCAAGAAGUUGUCGCUGCAGGUCCUGCUUUAUAA